This is a messenger RNA of Chaetomium strumarium, 1737 nucleotides long. RefSeq names its product DHHC palmitoyltransferase-domain-containing protein. The record is from RefSeq and is a predicted model, not a curated record. Gene Ontology annotation, cellular component: endoplasmic reticulum; Golgi apparatus. Gene Ontology annotation, biological process: protein targeting to membrane; peptidyl-L-cysteine S-palmitoylation. Bases 338 to 1621 code for a protein of 427 amino acids. Gene Ontology annotation, molecular function: protein-cysteine S-palmitoyltransferase activity. The transcript has 3 exons. Lineage: Eukaryota; Fungi; Ascomycota; Sordariomycetes; Sordariales; Chaetomiaceae.
CCUGAACCAACUCGGCCAGUCCGGCCUAUCCGCUCAAGGCGUUAAGACCACAUUCGCCACAUGUCAUAAGUCUAAAGUAUCACCCCUACCGAUUUAGGUUCCAAUAUUAGCCUUAGAGCAAGCCAGUUGUAUAAGUCAUUACUAUUCCGUCGUCCUUCCUGCGCAUUACUUGUUCCAAUCAUUGUGUCCGGCUUCCGAUUGUGCCGAUUGGCCAUCACGAACGACCUGCACCACCCCUGAGGUACUGAGUAAACAUCCAGCAGCGCAUCUGUCACGUCAGUGCAGCUGGAUGUAGGAUGCCUCUGCUGCCAGAUUUAUAUUACGACAACCGCUCAAUAUGGGCACAAUUGCCACCAUCGCCCUCGUCGUGUUGGGCAUAAGUUUCAUGAUCUUUGUGACCUUCUUUGGCCGCCUGCCCGCAUUGAGACACACGCCAGUUGCAUGGCUCUACAAGCUAAUAUGGGUUCUCAUACCCAACGGGGCCGCGGGCCUCGACCAGCGGCUCAGCGGAGGCAAGAUUCUCACGUCCUGCUCGCGCUUCGGCAACUACCUUCUAUAUGACCGGCAUCCCACCAUAUUGGUCUUCUUCCUCGCCCUACUCAUCGGCGGCGAGACGCUUUACCUGCCCGCCGCCUGGCCGCAGUUCAGCCCGCUGGUGAAAGCCACCGCCACCGUCGCCAUCCUCCUUCCCUACCUCUUCCUCUACCUCUCUGCCUUCUCUGAUCCAGGGUACGUCACGCCUGCCAACCACAUCACCGAGAUGGCGCGCUACCCGUACGACUUCACGCUCUUCCACCCGGGCGCGGCCUGCUCGACGUGCGGCCUCCUGAAGCCGGCGCGGUCCAAGCACUGCCGCGUGUGCAAGCGCUGCAUCGCGCGCCAGGACCACCACUGCAUCUUCAUCAACAACUGCGUCGGCGCGGGCAACCAUCACUGGUUCGUCCUCCUGCUGCUCUCGACGGCGGUCCUGACGCUGUACGGCGGCGUGCUGGGCGUGCGGCUCAUGACGGCCAAGAUGCGCCUGCGCUUCCCCGGCUGGUCGUACUACCCCUGGCUCUCGCACGACAAUCGCGGUGGAGACAUGUCUUUCACCCAGUGGCUCAUCGUAUGGAGCUGGGGGAUGCAAGCGGGCGGGGGCGUGGCCUUUGGCGCCGUGACGCUGCUCGCGCUGAUGACGAGCCCGUUGGUGUGGGGGCUGUUGGGGUAUCAUCUGUGGCUGAUCUACUGCGGCACAACGACUAAUGAAUCGAUGAAGUGGUCGGACUGGCAGAUGGAUAUGGACGAUGGCAUUGCGUUCAAGAGGCGACUGGACAGCGGGAGGGUGAAGGAUAUCAGGGUCGAGCCGGCGUGGACGAGAUGGCCUGUGGAGGCGGAGCAGGUGUUGGUGAGGACGGAAAACGGGAGACCGCCGGACCCAGGGACGGAUCUGCCCGGCGUCGGGGAGUGGGAGGCGGUGUGGAGGUUGAAGGACGUGGAAAAUCUGUAUGACUUGGGGUUAUGGGAUAACUUGUUAGAUGUCUUUGUCCCGGGCUUCAUGUUCCGGGACCCGCAUGUGCCGGUGCCGGAGGCCAGGUUGCGGCGGAAGAAGAGGAGGAGAGCGAGGAAAAUCUACCUGGCGUAAGGGAAGUAGAGGCUACGGCUCGUUAGAAAUAGACGGUUUCAAGGGAAUAUCGCCAGCACACACUACGAGGCGUAAUAGAGCAACACAAUAACUACACUCCGGACCACUGAUUUGUC